Messenger RNA from Glycine soja, 1432 nucleotides. Its product is annotated as nuclear speckle splicing regulatory protein 1-like. The coding region runs from base 304 to 1254 and encodes 316 amino acids. The transcript has 5 exons. Gene Ontology annotation, biological process: regulation of alternative mRNA splicing, via spliceosome. NCBI's taxonomy places the organism in Eukaryota, Viridiplantae, Streptophyta, Magnoliopsida, Fabales, Fabaceae. The record is from RefSeq and is a predicted model, not a curated record.
CCCCAACAAAUAACGGGUCGGGUCAGGGCUCAGGUGGGUUAGCCUAUCCAACGUGCCAACCCAACACUAAACAUCUAAAUUUCCAUGCUUUUCCUUAGUUUACUAAUCACGCUCACGCACCUGAGUCUCUGAGAUUGAAUUUGCAAAUUCAUCUUAGAACCCUAAUCCCCUUUUUCUCAAUCGAACAAAUCAUUCCAUCAUCCGGGUGCAAGAGGGAAUGAUAAGAGAGGCAAGCUGCACCGGAUUAUUGCCAAAUUGAAGCCUCCAAGACUCCAAAUUCCUUCAGUGAAUAAUCUGGUUGAAAUGAGCAAGUAUGGCUUGAACCUUAGGCCGGCUAAGCCAAAGAAGCAGCCACCAAGACCUUCCCUCUCCACCCCUUUUGGCUUUAAUGAAGAUGAUGAGAAUGACAUUGAGAGAGAAAUUGCUCUCCAGGCUAGCAAGAAUAAACGUCUCAAGGAAGUCGAGGAGCAGCAAAAGAAAGCCUUGGAGGAAGAUCCAUCUGUAUUUGAUUAUGAUGGAGUCUAUGACCAAAUGAAAGAGAAAGUUGCCCGUCCAUUGGUACAAGAUCGUGAAGAGAGAAAGCCAAAAUAUAUCCAAAAUCUGAUCAAAAAAGCAAAAGAGCGAGAGCAGUAUCGUGAGAUUGUUUAUGAGAAAAAGAUUGCCAAAGAGAGAAGCAAAGAUGACCAUCUGUAUGCUGGCAAAGACAAAUUUAUCACUGAAGCAUAUAGAAAGAAGCUUGCUGAACGAGAGAGACAAAUGGAGCUAGAACGUCUGCGUGAACUCCAAGAGGAAAGAGACGAUGUUACCAAGAAGAAGGACUUUUUGCUUGAUUUUUAUGCAAACCUAGAUAAAAAUGUUGCUUAUGGUGCAAAAGAUGCCGAAGCAAGGAAACAUGACAAUCAGGCUGGGCAUAGAGUUCCAGAGACCCAUGAGCGAGUGAGCCAUGCAUCAAAUGAGCAUGAACCUCGUAAUGUGUCAGAUGAAGUGCAACAUUCAUUGGGCAACUCAAGUUCAUCAGCGGAGUCCCCAAGAGUAAAGAUUGAGGAGGAUCAGGGUGAAGCUUCUAAUCCUUCUGAUAAAAGUUUCAAUACCUUGGAAACGAAGCAAAAUCCUGAGGCUUCUAUGGAAGAAAAGAGUUCAUCUGAACAGCCAUCAGAUUCUCAACCAAAGCCCGAUCAUCACAAAAGAAAUCAAGAUGCUCUGGCUGCAGCAAAAGAGCGCUUUCUGGCACGUAAGAAAGCAAAGGAACAAUGAAAUUUUCCCUGCCUUUGUUCAGAUGUUUGGUGGUUCAUUUGGUCUUUAGUUUUUCGUCCUUGAUCUACUAUCCAUGAACCUUGAAUGCCAAAGAGCUUUAUCUGUUGAAAUGAAUGAAGUGACAUACGUUAUUAGUAUAUGAUAUUUACUUCGUGCCAAUUCAUGAUGCACUUCAUUU